AUGACGACCAUGGAUUUGCGUGUCGGUAACAAAUAUCGAAUUGGCCGCAAGAUCGGAAGUGGGAGUUUCGGUGACAUCUACCUCGGCACCAACAUCAUCUCUGGCGAGGAAAUCGCGAUUAAGCUCGAGAGUGUCAAGGCUAAGCACCCCCAGCUGGAAUAUGAAGCCCGUGUCUACAAGUCUCUCGCCGGCGGUGUUGGUAUUCCAUUCGUCCGCUGGUUCGGUACUGAAUGUGACUACAACGCCAUGGUGAUUGAUCUUCUGGGCCCCAGUUUGGAGGACCUUUUCAAUUUCUGCAACCGCAAAUUCUCUCUGAAAACAGUACUUCUCUUAGCAGACCAGCUCAUCUCCCGCAUUGAAUACAUUCAUGCCAAGUCCUUCAUCCACCGUGAUAUCAAGCCUGACAACUUCCUGAUGGGUAUUGGUAAGCGUGGAAACCAGGUCAACGUGAUUGACUUCGGUCUGGCCAAGAAGUAUCGUGACCCCAAGACUCACUUCCACAUUCCCUAUCGCGAGAACAAGAACCUUACUGGCACGGCCCGUUACGCCAGUAUCAACACCCACCUUGGUGUUGAGCAGUCUCGCCGUGAUGAUAUGGAGUCUCUUGGAUAUGUGAUGCUUUACUUCUGCCGUGGUACCCUUCCCUGGCAAGGAUUGAAGGCGGCCACCAAGAAGCAGAAGUAUGACCGGAUCAUGGAGAAGAAGAUGACUACGCCGACAGAGGUUCUGUGCCGUGGAUUCCCCAAUGAGUUCUCGAUCUACCUGAACUACACCCGCUCCUUGCGUUUCGAUGACAAGCCCGACUACUCGUACCUGCGCAAGAUCUUCCGCGACCUGUUUGUCCGCGAAUCCUUCCAAUACGACUAUGUGUUCGACUGGACCGUCUACAAGUAUCAAAAGAACGCUGCGAUGAUCGUCGAUGCUAGCAACAAGAAGGACAAGGAGGCUGAAGAUCAGCAGCGCCGUCAGGUCCCUGGAACCGCAAUGGCUACUCCUGGCGCCGGCGCCGCCAAGCCUGGUGGCAUCUCAAGCCAGCGCCGCAAGGUCAUCGACCGCGGAACCCUUGACAACACUCCGGACACCAACCGUGCCGUAGGAGGGAGUGAUAGGAUGCUGCGUUCUGCUUCGAAGGUUGCUGCUUCAGGUGCUUAUGGGCCUGCCGGUAGCCGCGCGAAGCGGGACGAUGGGUACGGUGCUCAGUGGUACUAA
Molecule: messenger RNA, 1209 nt
Organism: Aspergillus tanneri
Lineage: Eukaryota; Fungi; Ascomycota; Eurotiomycetes; Eurotiales; Aspergillaceae
Gene: HRR25
Product: casein kinase 1 family protein
Exons: 4
Coding region: 1-1209 (402 amino acids)
Biological process (GO): peptidyl-serine phosphorylation; endocytosis; signal transduction
Cellular component (GO): nucleus; cytoplasm
Molecular function (GO): ATP binding; protein serine/threonine kinase activity
Source: RefSeq, a predicted model, not a curated record